Molecule: messenger RNA, 850 nt
Organism: Stylophora pistillata
Lineage: Eukaryota; Metazoa; Cnidaria; Anthozoa; Scleractinia; Pocilloporidae
Product: gamma-interferon-inducible lysosomal thiol reductase
Molecular function (GO): oxidoreductase activity, acting on a sulfur group of donors, disulfide as acceptor
Source: RefSeq, a predicted model, not a curated record
UAUCAUAUCACUUUUGCCUGUUUGCAUCAAAUCGAUUCAAACAUGGUUGGACUUUUGGCGUGGAGUCUCCUUUGCCUUGUGCCAAGUAUUGCCUCAAGCUUUCCUGACGAUGCGCCUAAAGUAGAACUGGCCCUGUAUUACGAAAGCUUGUGUCCUGACUGCCAACUGUUUAUUAGACAGCAGCUUUAUCCAACGUACCUCAAGGUCAGCGAUAUUUUAGACCUGACGCUUGUCCCGUAUGGAAAUGCCGAAGAAAGAAAGAGUGGAGACAAGUGGGUAUUCCAGUGCCAACACGGGCCAAAAGAGUGCGAAGGGAAUCUCAUUGAAACUUGCGCCAUCUCUCUCCUCAAGAACAUUUCGGCAUCGCUGCCUUUUGUUUAUUGCUUUGAGAAGAAUAUCGAGGGUUCUGAGGAACCAAAAGCAGUGGCCGAGACCUGUGCCAAGUCUCUGAAAAUUGAUUAUGAUUCAAUCGAAGCUUGCGUGAGCGGUUCUUUAGGAAACGAACUGGAGCACAAGAUGGCUGCGAUGACGGAUGCGUUAGAACCACAGCACCAGUACGUUCCGUGGGUGACCGUAAAUGGAAAGCACACUGAAAAGAUUCAGAACAAGGCCGAAAGAAAUUUGUUGGAGCUUGUCUGUGAGUACUACACAGGAACGAAGCCAAAGCCUUGUGAAAAGCAAGAGUUCGACCGAUGUUACAAGAGUACUUUACCUCUAAUCGAGUUGAAAAAGGCACUGCGGCUUCGUGAUGUGUAAGCUGCAUUGACGAAAUUAUAUAAUUUGUUGUCAACAAUGCACUUAUGUAACUUGGUAUUGUGGCACUAAAUAAAUUGAAAAUGAGUCCAAUCAA